Hirsutella rhossiliensis is the source of this 1260-nucleotide messenger RNA. RefSeq names its product transcription factor iwr1 domain-containing protein. Bases 1 to 1260 code for a protein of 419 amino acids. The transcript has 3 exons. Gene Ontology annotation, cellular component: cytoplasm. Gene Ontology annotation, biological process: protein import into nucleus. NCBI's taxonomy places the organism in Eukaryota, Fungi, Ascomycota, Sordariomycetes, Hypocreales, Ophiocordycipitaceae. The record is from RefSeq and is a predicted model, not a curated record.
AUGUCAAUUCCUCCGCAGCUCAUCCGCGUCAAGCGGAAACGGGUCGAGGAAGCCCCCGUCACUUUUCUUCAAUUUGACGAUGGCCAGAAGAGGCAUCGUAGUGGCAGCAACUGGGCAUACCAGCGUCGAGAUCCCGCGUCUCAACCCGCCCCGCAAGCGAGCGACAGACCUGUCAUCCACACCUCUCACCCGGAAGAUGCCUCUGCCCCCGCCGACAAUCUCGCCAGAGCGCAUCCUCCACUAGAUGCGGCCGCAUCUCCAAUUCGAGAGGCCGGCCUCGGUUUGGUGGAGCCGCGAAGGUUUCAUCUCUCGCGGUCGACCCUGGCAGCAGCAAAGGGCCCAGCCCUCAAUGCCAGAAUCUCCAAGCAGGCACGGAGCGUGCCCACCAUCUUUGUCGAGCGAAGCCGGAAUGGCAAGCCCUCGAAACCCCGGAUGGAUCUCGCAGCACUACAAGUGGCGUCGCAAGACGAGAGUCAAGUGCCGAUACCAAGUCCUGCUCCCCUAGACACGGUCGAGAGAAAUCAAUUGAAGCGGCCAGGCGUCGUAAGCAAAUCUCGCCAACUUCGCCAAGAUGCACCGGUUCACGCGCCUCUUCCGACGUCGCUCACGAACCGCCAUACCGAGGACAUGGAUAAGAUUGCUUCCGACAUGAACCGCUGGGUUCUCAACGAGCUCGGCGCAAAUCUCCAUAGCAUGGAGCAGGAGAAGCGACAAGCCAAGAAACCAAGGUUCAAGCCCAGGGCGCCCGCUCAGAGAUAUAUAGAGCGUCAUCCGGAAUCUGCUCCAGCCAAUGAGCCCCAGGACGUAGUCAUGGACGAAGCCAGCGAAGAGGAGGGCGACGAUGACGAUUGGAUCAUCGAGGAGUAUGUGCGCAUCCCAGCGAACUCGGUCGCCUUGAACGUGUCUCCCUCGGACAUUGGCGUCUUAGUCCUGGAUGACGACGAUGAGACCUUACUCUUCUUCGGAUCCAUGCACGAGGACGACGACGACCUCGAGGACGACGACGACGAGAACGCCGAGAACCACUACACAGCAGACUACCCGGAGGACGAGGUCGAGUCGGACGAUGAAUACGGCCGUCAGCCUUACUGCUACCGCAACGGCGCCGCCUCCGACGACGAGGAGUUUGACAACACCAUUUGCUCUGAAGGGGAGGACAACGACGACCUGCUCCUGGGUGGCGACGGGGAUGAUGAUGAUGACGAGACCAGGUUGGCCCGCAUCCGGGCCUUUAUGCAGCGCAACUCGGCUUUCGGAUGA